Messenger RNA from Arthroderma uncinatum, 2931 nucleotides. RefSeq names its product CTD kinase subunit alpha. The transcript is spliced from 5 exons. The record is from RefSeq and is a predicted model, not a curated record. Bases 1 to 2931 code for a protein of 976 amino acids. Gene Ontology annotation, cellular component: cyclin/CDK positive transcription elongation factor complex; nucleus. Gene Ontology annotation, biological process: protein phosphorylation; transcription elongation by RNA polymerase II; positive regulation of transcription elongation by RNA polymerase II. Lineage: Eukaryota; Fungi; Ascomycota; Eurotiomycetes; Onygenales; Arthrodermataceae. Gene Ontology annotation, molecular function: cyclin binding; cyclin-dependent protein serine/threonine kinase activity; RNA polymerase II CTD heptapeptide repeat kinase activity.
AUGCGUCCUCAGCAGAUAUCAAACUGCUCCAACGGCCCGAUCGCCAAGCAUGGAAGCCAUUUGGAUAACACGACAGAGCAACCAAACGACGACAUCACGGACGUCUCUUGCACUCUGACACUGCGGCUGCCCCGGGUCACUCGAUAUAAUUACCCGCGUACGAGAGCUGAUGCGGCUAGGAGGUACAUGGCCGGGCCCGAAGGGAAUUCAUCAAUGAGAGAACAGAGGAGAGAGCACUACGAAUACGACGAAACCAGAGAGCGCCCCAAGGCAAACGAGAGAGGCGGCUACCACAAGAAAUCAUCUCGUCCACCGCGUCGCUGGGAGCAGGAUAGACCGGCUAGAGGCCGUGGUGGUGUCUAUCAUCGUCACUCCCCGUUCCUUCGAAACGAUCAGAAUCAAGGUGGAGGGAGAACCGCGUCCCUAUCCCCACACGACCAAUCUGUUUCUCAAGAACAGCGCAAGUCUUACCCAGAGCACCAGGUAAGGGCCAGACAAGGCGAGGAAGCACCUUCACAUUCACUCUUCCAGAAACACAAGCGACAGAAGAGUCCUUCACCACCUCUUUCGCGUCGCCACCAAUCUUCUGGCUGGGGGAACCGUGGCAGUGGAGACCACGCCGGGAGAUAUGGGAAAUUUCGAGGCCACCACGCUUCUUCAAAGAGAUUUCCUCCGCGAGAUAAGGAGAAUCGACAAGCUAACAAUUUUACCGAAGAUCCCGCAGUCAGAAGCCCUCGACCAUAUCCUCCCUCUUCCGACGAGCAGAGUCGUCCUACCGCUUCUCCAGGGCGCCCGCUCACCCCCGUUCUCACUCGCAAUAUAGAAAACCCUUCCCGCCCGCCGUCGCGAUUUUCGUUUACCUCUAGAACCUCUCCUCGGCCUUCCCCGUCCGUAUCAUCCACUCACCCGAUAGGAUCGAUCGCGAGUGGCCCUACAAGGCCUAAUUCUUCUCCUCUACGUCUCGCGAGUGUUGGUGUCGGUGACGCCAACAAAUGCAUGGUUAUUCGCCUCCGUACCGACAAUCAAGCUAUCCGCCUCAGAGCGCGCCACCAAGCCAGUAUUAUCAGGGCCAACCACCCAGCUCAGGCCAUCUUCCGCCGAGCUAUUCAGCCCAGCCAUACAGGGGAAGCAGUUCCUCAUAUCGCGGUAAUAAUUACAAUCCUCAUCACUCAGAUCGAAGAUUCUCUAGUGGAUCUCAGCAGUAUUCUAACCAAACGUCAGGCUCACGUUCUCGCGGUUCACAUCUUGACGCUGUAUCAUGGAGCAGUCGUGGCCGUGGUGCCCAUCCUGGUUCUCAUCCGCAACCGCCACAUCCCCAGCCAUUCCCCCCUCAACAUCACUUAUCCGAUGAACGAUUGUCACCCGAUAUUGACGAAGAAGACAACCCGUUUCGUCCAUCAAAAGACCUACAGCACCACCUCACAGCCAAAGGAAUCUGGGAAAUUUAGCUUUGCAUUUAAGUCCAAGGCUACACCAUCUCAAGCUCCAAAGCCUAUCCCUGACCUAACCCAGAAGAUGCGUGAUCCUCCUCGGCCUCUAGAAAUUCCCAAGACACGGCCGCAAUCCGUGACUUCCAAAUUGAAGCAUGAGACCCGUCCCGACCGUCGGGAUGAUCGACGUGAUGCACGACGAGUAGAUCGACGAUUUGAUACUUGGGACGAUAGACGACGGGACCGACGAGAAGAACGGCGAACGGAACCACGACCUGAGAAACGAAAAGAGCGAAUAGUCGAACGUAUCAAGCCAAAGAAGAAGAUUCUAACCCGAAUGAAAGCCCGACCUACGCUCUCUGAAGAAUUUUCGCGUGCGGACUCUGUAUAUUAUCGCAAACCUGGGAAUGAAUCCGUGGUGGGAGCUGGUACUUAUGGUAAAGUCUUCAAGGCUGUGCAUGUUUUUACUAAGAAUAAGGUCGCUUUAAAACGGAUACGAAUGGAAGGAGAGAAAGAUGGGUUCCCAAUCACUGCCGUUCGGGAAAUCAGGCUUCUUCAGCACCUUCGCCAUCAGAAUGUUGUCAGUUUACAGGAGGUUAUGGUGGAGAAAAACGAAUGCUUCAUGGUGUUCGAGUACCUUUCUCACGAUCUUACCGGUCUUAUCAACCACCCGACUUUCAUACUAUCCGCUGCACACAAAAAGCACCUUGCCAAACAGAUGUUCGAAGGAUUGAACUACUUACACCAUCGUGGAGUACUUCAUCGUGAUAUCAAGGCUGCAAAUAUCCUCAUCAGCAACCAAGGCCAACUCAAAUUUGCGGACUUUGGUCUUGCAAGAUUUUUCUCCAAGUCACGCCAACUCGAUUAUACUAACCGUGUUAUCACAAUAUGGUAUCGGCCUCCGGAAUUGUUACUUGGCGAGACUCGAUACGGUCCUGCGGUUGACAUCUGGAGUGCUGCAUGCGUAUACAUGGAGAUGUUUACCAAAAAGGCGAUCUUCCCUGGCGAUGGCAGCGAGUUGAGCCAGAUGGAUAAGCUCUACAACUCCCUUGGAACCCCAACAAGGGCAGACUGGCCAGACAUUAUUGACAUGCCAUGGUUUGAGCUCAUGCGACCUGCGGAAAGAAAGAAGAGGGCAUUCGAGGACUUAUAUCGUGACUGUUUAUCUCCUGCUGCUCUUGACCUCGUUGCCAACAUCUUCCAGUAUGAUGCUAGCAAAAGGCCGUCUGCCGAGGAAAUUCUUGCCCACCCUUACUUUGUGUCCGAGGCGCCAGACGCACAGCAAGCUAUGGAACUUGCAGAUGUAGAAGGUGAUUGGCAUGAGUUCGAAUCCAAAGCUCAUCGAAAAGAGAAAGACAAGGAAGCUCGUCGUGCAGAGCAGCGAGAGAGAGAAAAGCGCAAAAUGGCUGGCAGCACCGACCCUAGCGAAGAUAGGGAUACCAAACGUACUCGGCUUGAGGACAGCGCUCCCACGUCCCAGGGCCAAGAAACAGAAUAUUAA